AUGCACUUCCAUCCCGUGAUCUUUUUGUUGGCUUCGGGAACUAUGAUGAUCAGCGGAAGAGUAGUCCCUCAUAAAUCGUCGGAGGUGGACUCGGAGCUGAACCCUCGAGCCACUAUACUAAACGGACCUACUUGUCAAGGAGGUAGUUUGAACGCACAUGAUUGUAAUGUUGCUUUGCUCGGUUUAGGUGGAGGGAUAGCAGGUCCAAUAGAAUUUCUGCGAGUGGACGCAACUACCAAUUCAUCAACUUCAGGGGGAUGUACCAUGACGGUGACUACUACCAACGGAGGUACGGCUAUUGAUAUUUCAAAGGGUAGACUUGAACAAGGUCAAAAGGCUGCUAUUUCCACUUGCGGUCAACAAGCAUGGACCGUGACUGUUCAAGGUGGUGCGGUCAAUGGAGAUCUCAUCAUCCAACAAUCUGCUUCUGCUUAG
Molecule: messenger RNA, 435 nt
Organism: Tremella mesenterica DSM 1558
Lineage: Eukaryota; Fungi; Basidiomycota; Tremellomycetes; Tremellales; Tremellaceae
Exons: 4
Coding region: 1-435 (144 amino acids)
Source: RefSeq, a predicted model, not a curated record